AUGACAAAAUUCAAGCUCAGCUCGUGGCUCAACACCAGUCCGUCAUCAAACACCGGAGAAGUCGAAAGCAAGAAGCAGAACCGCCUGUCUUUGUCACCCUUUUCUUCUCGGUCAAAUGGUACUCCUAAAGAUGAGGUUACCAAGGGGGAAGUUUCAGCGGCAAAUGAGCCUGCAAGUUCGUCGUCAAGACUGACAGAGCUUGCUAAGAAGAUCGCGAUGGAGACCGAAAAGUUGGAAAAGUACAUGAGGGAAAAUGGCAUGCCAUUGCCGAGUCUAGACCCUAACGGACCCCUUGACUUUCCCAAGCUUCCCGAGGACAUCCAGAAGAGCCGGAUGGAGAUCAUGUUUGCGACUAGAGAGCUGGAGGCUUUGGUCCAUGGACCCCGAGAAGACGUCAGGUGGAAAGCUUGGAGCUGGCAAGACAGCUUGAGCCUUCAAUUGGUCAACCACUUUGGUCUCGCGAAACUCGUGCCAAUCGAUGGCACCAUCACGUUGGCGGAAUUGCAAACAAAGACCACUCUCGACGCUGUCAACCUCGCGCGGGUUCUUCGUCAUGCUAUGACAAACCGGAUUUUCCGCGAGCCUUCGCCGGGCGUGAUCGCUCAUACUGCAGCGUCCCGCCUGUUGGCAGAGGACCAGUCGCUCCAGGAUUGGGUUGGCUACAACCUCGAAGACAACUUCCCUGCCUCUGCCCAUGUUCUUCAAGCCCUCAAAGCCUACCCAGAAGCCACUUCACUCACACGGACCGGCUUCAACUUCGCGUUUGAUACCGUGGACAAGGAGCCGAUGUUCGUCACCUUUGGCAAGGAUCCGGCUCGAGCUAAGCGUUUCGGCGGCGCCAUGGUCAGUCUCACAGGCGGCGAGGGUUACGAAGUCAAACACCUCGUUGAUACAUACGACUUUGGCGACGUUGAUGCUAGAGGCGGAACGCUGGUGGAUAUCGGCGGCAGCCAGGGCUUCGUAUGCGUCGACCUGGCUAAGAAGUGGAAGAAUAUGAAAUUCGUCGUACAGGAUCUCCAGAAAACCAUUGACUCAGCCCCAAAGCCGGUGUCCGACGACACUCAGAUUGCCGAACGCAUCGAGUUCAUGGCACACGACUUCUUCAAAGAACAAACUGUGAAGGAUGCAGACGUUUUCUUUUUCCGCUGGAUCAUGCACAACUACUCCACGCCUUACGCUGUUUCUAUCCUCAAGAAUCUGGUUCCUGCAAUGAAGCCCGGCGCGAAGGUUGUCAUCAAGGAUCAGUGCCUACGCCAACCCGGAGAAGAGAACCCAUGGGAUGAAAGGAUUAUGCGCGGAAUGGACAUGGUCAUGCUGGCCGUGCUGAACGCUCAGGAGCGUAAUGAGGACGAGUACCGGGCCCUCUUCAAGGCGGCCGACGAGCGAUUCGUCCUGACCAAGGUUUUGCGGCCCAAGGGGUGUAGGAUGAGCAUCAUUGAAGCGGUGUGGGACCCUGAGGCGGCCAAAGAGGGUGCGAAGGGUGAAGAGACGACCGAGGACUCCAACGCAGAGCCCCCUAAAGAGGAAGCUUCGUGA
This is a messenger RNA of Colletotrichum gloeosporioides, 1536 nucleotides long. RefSeq names its product O-methyltransferase gsfB. The record is from RefSeq and is a predicted model, not a curated record. Gene Ontology annotation, molecular function: O-methyltransferase activity. Lineage: Eukaryota; Fungi; Ascomycota; Sordariomycetes; Glomerellales; Glomerellaceae. The transcript has 4 exons. Bases 1 to 1536 code for a protein of 511 amino acids.